AUGGAGGAAAAACUUGAGGUAAUAAUAUUAUUUUAAAGUAACCUUAUACUAUAUAAUGUGUAUAACUUGAACCUCAAAAUAAAAAUCACUGAAGAAAAACAUAAAAAUAAUUGCUUAAACUUAAAAUUAAUUUAAAUGUUUUUGGUACUUGUAUUUAAUAUUUUUAUACUUUUACAAAAAAAAAACCUAAUAUACUGCCUGUAAUUUUAUAAAAUGUUUAAUAUUGACCAAGUUUGAUUUUAUGUAUUAAGUAUUAUAAUAUAACUAAUAAAUAUAACAGCUGGGCUUAUUUCCUGGCAUUCAUAUUAUUAAUUUAUAUGGAAAUUGACGUGGAGAUUUAUUAUUGAUUAAACAUUUAUUUUUAAGAAACCUUUUGUUCCAUGUGAAUAUCAAUCUGAGCUUUUAGAGGAAGUAAAAAAAGAGAAUACAAUCUUAUUUUUGCCAACUGGUAGUGGAAAAACGUAUAUAGCUACAAUGUUCAUUAAAGAAAUGGGAGAAUGUUUAAAUAAGUUAGUAUAUAAACAUAUUAUAGGAAAUAAUAAAUUUAAAAUAUUGGUGUUUUUAAUAAUUUAUAACUAUUUGCAGGCCUAUAGGCAAAGGAAGAAAAUGGACAUUUUAUAUUGUGCAAUCUGUGCCAUUGGUAAACCAACAAGCAAGCAGUCUAAGACGACAUUUACCUUGGAAUAUAGGCACAUUUAGUGGUGAUAUGAAUGUUGAUUUUUGGACUCGAGAUCAAUGGAAUAAUAUAUUAGAAAAAUGUCAUGUAAGUAUCUCGAUAGUAUUUAAUAUCUUCUAUCUUUUUCUUUGCCUUCGUCCUAACUAUUUGGGGCCGUUUUAAAUCCCACCUUACAUUUACUAGCUGUCUUUAUAUUAUUUCCAAUUACAUCCAACUACCUCUAGUUUGAUUUUCAAAAUAUGCAAAACAGGAUUAAGUGUCAGGUGUAUUAAGUGAUAAGUGAAUUCCAAUUAUACUUAAAGAAAAAUUCUUCUUCAGUUAAGCAAGACCGACUUUUUUUUUUGGAGUCUUGGUUAGUAGACAGAAAAAUAGAACAAAAAAUGAGUGUAAAACAGAUGAGACUGCUUAGGUGAAUGAGUUGAAUGACUAGACAAUAUAGGAUAAGGAAUGAGUUUGUAAGAGGAGGCGCGUGGAUUUGGUAGUAGGCAAAAUGAAAGAAAUUAGACAGAUGAUUUGGUUAUGUUAUGAAGAGAGAGGAAUCAGAAGCAGUAAGAAUUGUAAUGAAAAUAUAUGUAUGAGGAAAGAAAGGGAUAAGAAGACCAAAAAAGAAGCGGUUAAUUGCGAAUAAUAUGAGGAUGUCGGAUAUAUGCAAGGGCAAUGUGGGGAUUGGGUUAGGUGGUCAAGGAUAGCUGAACCCAGAUAGUUGAGAUGAAGGUGAAUGAGAAGAUUUUUUUGGAAUAUGAGUAUAAAAAUAUAUUUAUGGUACUUAUAUUUAUAGAAUGAGGCAAAGUUUUUUUUAACCAGAUUAUUUUAAUUUAAGAACUAUUUAAUAAUAAUAAUAACAACUCAAAGGGGUAAAUAGUACAAUUUACAAAAAAGUAUUACAAUAUAGAAUAUAAUUAGUAGUACUUAUACAUACUUAUAUAUACCUAUACAGUAUCCAUUGUAUGAAUUUAAUUGUUAAGCUAUAUAUAAUUAAUAGCUUAUUAUUUUUUUUAUUUGAUAAAUAAAUCACAAUCUAUACAAGCAUGUACAUUCAGCAAAUGAGAUGAAAGAAUAUGAUUAAUGACAUUGAGUAUUUAGAAAAAGGAAAAUUACCCAGUGGUAACACUCAGUAAUAGCUUAAUUUAAAUUCACUAAAAUUUAUUUUUAAUUUUGUAAUAGACCCAACAUAGGAAUAGGACUUGGAGGAAGAAUGUUUAAAAUAAUUCAAACUCCAAUUUGAGUAAAAAAAUAAUUAAUAUUUUCCACACAAAAAACUCCAAUAAAUUCAAUUCACAAACAUAAAAAUAUUUCAAAUCCAAUUUAAUUUCACACAUAAAAUUAUUUUAAGUCCAAAAAUAUUUCAUAAAACAGAGAGACGUGAAGUUGCUCGCAUUUGAUCGUAGUGGACUUGUCUGAUUCGACAAUGUUUCAGAUGGCGAUAUAUGUUCUGAGAGAUCCCUGCGACUUGUCGUUCAUAGGGCGGCUAUCUACAUUAUUUAGUGAGUGGUAUUAUUUUAUACUUCCUGGAAUCUAAGUAUUGUUCAUCGGUUUGCGCGUUUUAUUUUAAAUAUUACAUGUUUAUUUUACGAUCGUAUCUCCUCUCGCGUUGUUGUGCACACAUUGACAAAAAAGGGUACAUUUUACUAUUGUUUUCGGUUUCCCUUUAUUUUGGUUGUUGACUUUAUCGUUUCAUUAUACAUUUUUGUACUAUCUUAUAUACCGUCGCCGACGCGUCGUGGCUAUCUUUUUUAUUUUAUUCUUGGUAUAUUUCUGUAUUAUUUAAAAUGUUCAUAUUAUUUAGAUUAUACGUUUACUUUACGGCCGUUGUUUUAUGCUUAUCUGUGCCCUUGGUUUAUAAAAUGUACAAUUGCAUUUUAUAGAAAUCUUAGCUCUCGGUUUUGUUUGUGAUCCCCCUUAUGAAUAAUAAUUAAUUCGGAUUCACGCGCGUAUACUUAUAGUAGCUUGUGGACACGCAUAUUAAUAUAUGAAUCAAUGAAGAAUUACUAAUUUGGAAUGGUGUUACAUUCAUCUAAACGACGGUAUUUUGAACUGUAUUUGAUUAUGUUAGAUGAACAUUGAAGUUCUAAAAAAUGAGCAAUUGUGCCUGAAGUUAAAAUCUGAAAUUUUAUAGCCAAUUCUCUUUAGGUGUUCAGUAUAUAUGUUCAUCGACAAUCUAAAUUAUCAAUCUGAUAAAUUUUGAUAGUCCUCAUCAAAUUCGAUUAAUCUGAUUACUAACAGAAUGCCAGAUACUUCUCAAUGCAUCGGACCAUCAAUCAACAAAAUAGUCGGUUCGCUAGACUCUGGAAACGUGUUAUCAAAAUUAUGUAGUGUUAUCAGCAUUUAGCCAUAACGGUUUUUUUUGUCGUUUUAUAUUUUAAUAUAUUUAUUAAAUUGAAAUAUAAUAUAUUUAUAUUAUCAGGUUAACAUUUAUUAUCAAAUAAUUGUUUAGAUUACGCGAUAGAGUAUUCUGCGUUUUAAUAUAAAUCGGUGUUUUUUAACACUCAAUUAGAUGAAUAAUCAGGCGUUUCAUCUGAUUGAUAAUUGGGGUUAUCGAAGACCACAUGGAUAGUAUUUUGUUAUUAAUUAAUUAAUAUACGAAAGCCAUGCCAUUAAGCAAACACUUGAGGCUAGCAGCUGGUUCUAGUCUUAUUUUCGAGUCUAUAGCCUCCAAAGAGGCGUCUACUCGAUUGAGUUCAUGUGCCAUUAUUUUUAGAAAUCGUUAAAUUUAUUCUAACUUAUCAAUUCGAUUAUUUUGUUUAUGGUUCCAUAUCACUGAUGAAAAUUCUAAUAUCGACCUUACAAGAGAGCAGUGUAAAACUUCAGACAGUUUAUGUCUUUUCUUCUGAUUACAUUUUAUAAAGUAGAUUGUAAAAAUGUUCUAUAAAUAGAAUCAAUAUUAACAUUAAAUAUCAAGUUAAUGUAAAUAACAGGAGAAUACCUAGAUGCUACAUGAUAGAAAAUGUGUGAAGUUCAGAACCAUUUAUUUAUGAAUUAGUAGACUUAACCUGCUGCAUUUUUCUCAGAACUUUUACUUCUAGUCUGUGGACACGUUUUUUCCUAGUAAACUUGUUCCGAUUCUUACAACUUUUCUGAAAGGUCAAGUUGUCUAGAUGAUACUGAGAAGAUAAUGAUUUUCGAUGCUAUUUUUUUUAAAUAAAAGCAAUCAAGUGGGAAAAAAAACGUACAAUUUCAUGAUUUCAUUAUUUUAUAAAAACAUGGACGACGUUUUCCAUCAGAAAAAAUGAUUUAAUUGAAAAAUCACAAGAUACCUUUUUGAUUUACUUUUUUACUGUAUCAUUGUCAAAACUUUUGAGCUUUUAAAGAAUUUUAAUUUUUGGGAGUUUUUUUGCUGUAAUUUGGGUAUAAAUACACUUGAAGACUUGAAACUUGGGAAUGAUACUUAUAUUAGACUUACCUAGACAUAGUAAAAUUUCUGAAAAAUCAGACAAAUUUUUUUGUGUUGAAAUCAAAUUUAAAUAAAAAUCGUAAAAAAAAUUACAGCACUUCAAAUUAUGUAUUACCGAACUACACUUAGAAUCGUGUUUUGUCAGCAAUGAUUUAUCAUUGUUUACAGGUAUAAAUGAAAUAACCUUAUAUAUCCUACCUUCCUAACUUCUCACCUACAACAGUGGCCACUCCCAUCCCUAGUAUAAGAUUUUUUUUUUUGUUAUCUUUUGUAAUUGCUAAUUUAUGAUAAAAGAAUGAUAUAAUGUAUAAUAUAUUAUUAAGUAUAAGGAAUUCAAUUUCUAAUUUCAACAUGCAUCUUUCAUAUUACUUUUGUAUCCUUGCUGUAUAUAUUACAUUUAGAAAAGAAAAGUCAAAAUAGAAUUUAAUAACAUAAUUGUCAGUUAAAAAAUUUCUUUCUAAAAUUAUAUCUUUAAUUUCCUCUUUGGCUUUAUCCAUUAUAAAAUGGGUAAUUUGAAUUUGUGUUUAACUAAGAUUCUUGCCUUCCAUGUCUUCAUAUCUAUCACCAUCUCUCCUCAUCUAUUUUAAUUACAUUCAUACUCGUCUUAUUAACUUCUAGACUCAAAUAUUGUGUUUAGGAAGCAAUCAUUUUAAAAUUUAAAAUUUAAAAAUUAAUUUGUAUUUAAAUAUUCGAUAACUAAUUAGAUCUAAAUCCAAUUUUCAGCAUAUUUCGUGAAUAACCAAUGAAUAUUCAUGAAUACUUUCAAUUGAAGAGUAACUAAACUGAUAACUGAUAAGGGCAUGUCCAAGUUUUGGACUGUUCAGUUCUUUAUUUAGACGAUCUAUAUUAAAUGAUUUUGGAUAAAAAAAACUUGACAUUUUAUAAUUUAUAAUCAAAUUUACUUUUUAAAUUUUAAAUAAUUUCUGUUUUGUCCCAAUUUAAAAUUAAUGGUUAACUUCUAUUUAUAAUUUUCAGGUUAUAGUAAUGACUGCUCAGAUAUAUUUAAACCAUCUACGUCAUGGUUACAUAAAUAUAUGUAAUGCAAAUUUAAUUAUUAUUGAUGAGUGUCAUCAUGCUGUAUCAAAUCAUCCAUUUAAAAAGGUUUGUUAAUUUAUUUUUUUUAAAAAUUUUUAGAACAAUGUAGAUAGUAAUAUUAGACAGUAUUAAUUUAAAUGUUAGUAUUAAGGCGGCUUUUAGUAACUAUUUUUUAAAGGAAAAAUUUAGUCAAUUUAUUAUUUCAUUGCUUCUACCAAUGAUCUUAGUUUUUAGUUUUUUUAAAUUAUCAUUAUUGUGAGUAUAAUUAAAUGUGUGUACUGUUUUAUAUUUAAUUAUCUUUUAAGAUGAUGUGACAUAUUAUAUAACAUAUUUAAUAACUUAUAUAAUAACAUAUUAUAUUUAAUAACUUAUAUAUUAACAUUAUAUAUUAAUAACUUAUGUGAUGCCUCGUGCUUAUCACAAUCUUAUCAUAGUCUUAUCAUUACAACAUCUCCUUUAGGAAUACAAUAUAUAGAAACUUAAUAAAUAUAGGUANCAAUACUUAAAUAUGAUGCUUACUAACUAAACAAUACAAAUACUAAUUACUAGUUCUUAAGAUUCUACAAAUUAAGUUUAUUUGGUUUUUUAAUUUAUCUACCAGCACUUGUUCUAAUACACCCUGUCAUUUCUGUUUUCUUACUAUCCUCUAGUUGUUUCCUGUUAUUAUUGCUAGUGAUUAACAUCUGACUCCCAGAACCUUUAUUCUCAUUACUGUCAUCUUUAUCGUUAUCUUUCUUACUAUCAUCAUCCCCUUUUUUAUUUCUAUAUUCAUAUCAUCAUUAAUAAACUUGUCCUUAAUCUUAAAUUUCUUUUUUAUAUAACAAUUAUUUCUUCUCAAUACUUUCCCUUUUGCAUUUUUCACAUAGUAUGACCUGAGCCAUUUUGUUUUCUUUACUAUCUCUCCUUCAUCCCAUUCUUUUUUAAAAUUAUCAUAUAUAUAAACUUUUUCACCUUCUGUAAAUUGUUUUUCCUCGGGCCCUGCAGUUUUAUCAUACCAAUGUUUCUGAUAAUUUUCUUGUUUUUGCAUUUCUUCAGCACAAUUUACUAAUUUUAGUUUAAAAAUGUUUGGAUUUAAAAAAUUGGUAAGUGUUCUUAGCUCCUUUGCCAUUAACAAUUGUGCAGGCGAGUAUUCCAAACCUGCCACUGGACUAUUUCUAUAAUUGAGUAAAAAUAAAUUGAGAUCUUUUUUCUCAUAUCUAGCUUUGGUAAUCCAAAGGUCUUUCAUGCUGUUUUAAUGGUUCUAUAAUUUUUUUGAUACUAAAUUUUAUGCAAGUUUCACAUAUACUUAUUGCAUUUGUUAUAUCUGAUGCCAUACCAGGCCAAAAAAAAAUUUGUUUGAUUUUUUCAAAGUUUUGUUUAUACUUAAAUGUGUUUCAUGUAAUUUUUUAAUAAUGUACUUACACAUAACUCUAGGUACAACUAAACGACAUCCAUAAUAAAUUAAACCUUUUUCCAACGUUAACUCAUAUCUUAUUUUAUGAUAGUGUCUUAUAUCCCCUACACUAUUUAUUUUUUUAGGUCAUCCCUCUUUUAGAUACUGUUCUAAAUUCACCCUCUUUAUUAUUUUUAAAUUUUAAGUUAACAACCUCCAUAGUAUGUACAAUAUCUUUAAGGGUAUCAUCUGUUUUCUCAAUUUGUAGUUUAUAAUUUCUGCUAAGCAAAUCAGCUACAUAUAAAUAUUUCCAUGGACAGUACUCUACCUUUAAGUUAUAAAUCAUCAAGUUUACCCUCAUUCUUUUAAUUCUGUUAUUCGGUAUUUUAUUUAAUUUUGUAUUCAUUAUUUUAAUCAACGGUUGAUGAUCCGUUACUAUAAUUACUUUCUGUCCAUAAAUCAACCCAUGAAAUUUUAUGCAUGAAAACUUAUUGCUAACAUUUCUUUUUCAAUUUUUUUUCAUCAUACCCCUGUUCAGUUAUACUUAAAACAUUUUGAUGCAUAAUACACAGGUUUAUCUUUCUGAAAUAGGCAACAUCCAAUAGCUUUUUGUGAUGCAUCACACUGAAUUCUGAACUCAUCUUUGGCAUCAUAAUUGGCUAAAAUGGGAAUUUUUGAUAAAAUGCUUUUUAAUGUAUUAAAUGACCUUUCACAAUUAUCACUCCUUAACCACCUACUGUCUUUCUUUAAUAAAGCUCUCAUUGACUCUACUAUAUCUGCCAUAUUUGGUAUAAAUGCCCUUAAAUAGUUCACCAUUCCUAAUACGGAUUGCAGUUCUUUCAAAUUAGUACGAUUUUUCAACUCUAAUAUGGCUUUUAUUCUAUCUUCAUCUGGUUCUAUUCCCUUUUCACUAAAUUUCAAACCUAAAUAUUUCAUUUCAUAUUUUUGGUAAUGUAUUUUAUUUGGAUUAAAUUGUAUAUUUAAUAACCUGGCCCUAUCCAUUACUUUUUGAAGAGCCUCACCGUGUUCUACCAUAAACUAAAAUGUCAUCAAUGUACACACACAUAUUUUGAAUAUCUCCAAAGUAUGUAUUUGUCAAUUGCUGGAACAAUUCAGGUGCACAUGCUAUGCCGAAUGGUAGUAUAUUAAAAUUGUGUGUACUAUAUGGUGUACUGAAUACACAAUAUCUUUUUGAACCUUCUUUCAACUCACGUUGAUAAAACCCAUCUUUCAAGUCCACUAGUGUAUACAAUUUUUUAUUCGUUAGUUUAUUUUUAACUUCAUCUAGGGUUGGAAUUUCAACCAUUUCUCUCACAAUAUUCUUAUUCAAGUCCCUAGGGUCUAAACACAUUCUAAGUGAUUUAUCCGGUUUUUCAAUUACUACUAAACUGUUUUGCCAUUCAUUGGUUCUUUACUUUUCUCAAUUAUUUUCUUAGAACAUAAUAUUUUUAAAAGUUCCUAAAAGUUAAUUUUCCCAUUAAUUGUAUAGGGACACGUCUGAGACUAUUUAUUAUUGAUUCAGUUCCAUGUUUUACCUUUAUCUUAACUUUAUCUGGAAAACAACCAAUACCUGUAAAUACAUCUACGUGUUUUUUUAUAAACUUUUCUGUGCUAACUUCUUUUAUCUCAUUUAACUCACUAAUAUAGUUCAAUUGUUUACAAUCCUUUUACCCUAAAAUUGGGUUUCCAUCAUAUUCCACAACUUCAAAUAUUGUAAUAAUUUGUACUGACUGACCUACAACAGCUACCUGUACUUUACCUAAUGACUUAAUUAUUGUCCCACCAAACACUUUGAUUACCACCUUACUGUUUUUUAUUUCUGUCUUUAAUUUUUUAUAAAACUUAUUCGGAAUUACAUUUAAUUACGCCCCUGAUCAAUCUUUACUUCAGUGUUUAUGCCAUUAAUUUUAACCUUUUCUAACCAAAUAUUAUUAUUGUCUUUGUUAUCUAUUUCAUCUAAUGUCAAAUACUCUAUACUCAUAUUAUCGCUUUCACAUUCAACCAUGUCAACUUGUCUAUUGUUUUUACAUUUGUAGGCAAAAUGAUUUAACUUUUUACAUAUACUAUACUCUUUUUCAUAUGCUGGACAUUCCCUAAAUUUAUGUUGCUUACCGCAUUUAUUACAAUUAAAUAUCUUAUCUUGAUCAUUCUUCCCGUUGUUGUGGGUUUGAUUCUGUCUUCUCUCCUGGUUCUGCUCAUUUCCUUGAUUCCGUGUUCUUUUCUUGUAUUGCUCCAUUAUAUCAACUUCUUUAGUUUGAUCUUCCAAUAAUUUGCUGUUUACCUCAGCUUGUUCCACUGCUUGACUCAAUUGAAUUUGCUAUUAUCCAAUGUUAAUUCUUCUCUCAGCAUUCUGGUUUGUAACUCUUUGUUUGCUAUUCCCAAUACAAUUUGUGUUCUUAGUAAUCUGUCUUCAAUUUCUCCAAAAUUACAUGUUUUAACCAAUAAUCUUAAUUCAGCAUAGUGUUUAUCAAAUUUCUUAUCACACAAUUGUUUUCUAGUAAAGAAUUUAAUAUGUUUCAUUAUCUCAUUGCACCUAGGUAUACAAUAAUUUUCCAAGUGCUUCAAGAUUGUCUCAACUGUUUCUUAAUAGGUCUACUAGGUCUCUUAAUUGACCUGUACAACUUCAGCCCAUCCGUGCCGAUUAAGUUAAGUAAUCUUGCUACCUGUGUUGUUUGAGAUUUUAGAAUCGUCUNCGCCAUGUUUUAUAUUUAAUUAUCUUUUAAGAUGAUGUGUCACCAUUAUAUAACAUAUUUAAUAACUUAUAUAAUAACAUAAUAUAUUUAAUAACUUAUAUAUUAACAUUACAUAUUUAAUAACUUAUGUGAUGUCUCGUGCUUAACACAAUCUUAUGAUAAUCUUAUCAUAGUCUUAUCAUUAUAACAUGUACCACCACUUGUUUCGUUAGCACUGUAGCAGGUAGUAGAUUGAAGUAAAUCUCAUAAUUUAUAUUGUUAUCGAAAAUGUAUUUUUCAGUUUUUUUUAUUCAUGGAGUACCUUGGUGAGGGAUUAGGUAAUUUAGGUUGUCGAAAAUUUUUGUACAUUUUGAAAGCAGUAAAUUGAGUCCCGGUUAUAAAACAAUGUUAUGAAAACCAUUUGGAAUAUUAAAAAUUAAUGAUUUGUUUCUAGGUUCGUUUCUUUGGAUACAGCACAUCAUAUUUCAUCAUUUUACAUAACUAAAAUAUGUUCUUUCUCCAGUGUUAGACCUUCAAUAUUUAUAGAUAUUAUAGUCAUGGUUGGCUCUGAAAAGGCAUUUAGGUUUAAUGGUAAGUAGGAUUGAUUGACGAAUGCUGCAUUGUGGUCACAGACAUCAAAAAUAUAUUUCGCAUGCUUGCGAUUUUGUCGUUUCAGUGACACCACGUGGAGGUUUCUACCAUGCCCCUCCUCGAUAUAUCAAUACAGAAUAAGGACUACUGGAAAUAUUUAGGAUUCCAGGUGGGUCUUUCCGCCACUGCAUGGCAGUAAAUAAUGCCAGAAGCGAAAGAAAAUACAUUUUUUUCUAAAUUUUGUAAAAAUGAGUUUUCAAUAUUUUCAUUUAAAUAACUAUUUAUAAUGUUAAAAUAUUGAUAAAAUAAAACAAUUUAUAAAUUGUAUAUAUCGCAAACUGAGGAAAAAUCGACGAGAACAAAUAGAUCCUAACUCACUUUUAACAAGGAAGGGAAUUGAGGAUUAAAAUUAUUUUACAAAAUUAGUCUAAGACAAUGGUUACUAACCUUUUUGAGAAUAUGGACCACUUAAAGUAAAAAAAAACUUUCGAUGAGCGGCAGAUCACCUCAAUUGCUUUUAAUACACAUGACAUUAUGCAGGCCAUUAACCUUGCAUAGGUCGAUAAUUAAAAAAAAACACAAAGAAAGUUAAUCAGCAAUCUUAUCUGGUAAUGGCAACUAGAUUGGGGGUUGGGAAUCUCUGGUCUAACAGUACAAAAAAUCCAAUCCCUUAGAGCCAAAUAAUAUACAACAUUUGAAUGAAUUAAUUGAAAAAUAAAUUUAAUCAUGAAAUAGAACUAAAUUAAAAACUGUUUACAUUUUAGUAUUUUAUUUUCAUAUUUUAUUAUUAAUCUUUUUCUUGUCUUAUUUGUUUUUUAUUAAAAAAAAUUAGAUAAUGCAAGUAAUUCAUGAUACUGAUUUUCAACCAAAUACUCAUCCUCGUGUACUUGGACUCACUGCUACUUUAAUUAAUUCAAAUACUAAAAAUGUGAAGGAUGAGUUAACUAAAUUGCAACAAACUUUUAGUGCUGUUAUAAAGACCAAAUAUGAAAAAAAUAUUAAAAUGUAAUAAUAGAAUAAAGAAUUCAAUAACAAGAUAUAAAUAACAAUGAUGACAGUUUUUCAGCACCACCAGAAGAAUCUAUACAUUUAUUUGAUGAGUAUAUAGUUGACAAAAAAUUGUUACCUGUUAUUGAUAAAAUAAGAUCAACAGGCAACUAUGUCAGAAAAUGUCAUUUGCCUUUUAAUAAUGAACCAAUUAUACAACAAAACAACUUUUUUUACUUCAACUGUCAAAGACAACCUUCUUGGAACUUGGAAAAUUAUUUUUUUGACAUAGAGGUAAGAAGUUUCAGUUAAAUGUUUAAAAUGCAAAUUAUUAAUGUAUUUUGUUAUUUAAGGCUAAUUUGAUUGAAAAUGGUGUAUAUGCUGCGCGUUUAACAAUUUGGCAUUAUAUUACCGAAAUUGGAAAAAAAAUAAAAAUUUGUACUCUUGCGGAGGAAACUUCAAUGUUGCUUAAUGUGAUGUCAGAAUUAACUUUAAUUCAAAAAGCUUUUAAUGAUGUCAUAAAACUCGACUCACUACAUAAUGAGUGUUCUUCAAUUUUAAUGAGAAAUGCUUCACUAAAAUUAAAACAAUUAAUACAAAUCUUAAGCAAUAUACAACGCACAGAUACUUGUUUAAUAUUUGUUGAUCGUCAAACUACAGCAAAAGUUUUGUAUCAUUUUAUCAAGGUAUUUUUUUGAGAGUAAUUUAACUAAAUUACAGACCUAAUUUAUAAAACUAUUCAUAUGAUUUAUUAAUUCUUUAUAGUGCUUAGUGCAGGACAAUUAUCUUCCAAAUAUUGAAUGUGAUUUUAUAGUAGGAACAAAAAUAAUGUACAACCUUGAUUCUAAAGAAAUGAUUUAUAAGAAAUAUCAAAAUAAUGAUAUUAUUAAACGGUAUUUAAAAUAUUUUGUAUUACAUUUACUAUACACAGUUAAUAUAAUUAUAUUUGAAGAAAAAAACAAAAUAUUUAUUUUUAGCUUUAAUGAAAAUACAAUUAAUGUGUUGAUAACAUCAGAGGAACUUGAGGAAUGUGUUGACAUUCAAACUUGUAAUUAUGUCAUAAGAUAUGAUUUUCCGAAAAACUUUCCAUCUUAUGUACAAUCCAAAGGCAGAGCACGGUAUUAUGGGAGUAAAUUUAUUGUAAUGGUGCCAAAUAUAAUAAAAUUUAAAAAAAUACAUAGUGAGUUUGCUAAAAUGGAAGAAGAUAUAAUUAAGGUAUACUGCUAAUUAAAUUAAUAUAUAUUUAUAAUUUGUAUGGAUCAAUUUUAUUCGGGAAAACUUCUGAGAAAAUCAAAAAAUUACCUCUUUUAAGUACCUUAAGUCAUCAUUGUAGAACAGAGUAAAAUUGCAAGCAGAAAAGUUGUGCACAGAAAAAAAAAAGUUGUAAUGUUUUAUUAAUAUUUCGUACAUUUUCGGUUUUUUUUUUCGGUAUUUCACAUUUGAUAAGAAAACUCUUGAGUAAUCAAAAAAUUAUUUCCCUAAAUUAUCUCCACACACCGAUUAUCUUUGAGAAAAGGUGUUACACUUAAAAUUUAGAGCAAUAUUUUGGUAGAAAAGUUGCAAACAGAUUAAAAAAUAAAAUAAUAGAAAAUAAACAUCUUUGUAAAACCAUAGGCUUCUUCGCUCCACUUAGAAUUGAAAAUAAUAUAUUUAUUAAGCUUUUAUGACUAUGUUUGCAAACCAAUGACCUUCACGGUAAAUCUUAUGAAUUUGGUAGACACAUUUUAAACACUUACCAAUUACCGAUGAUCAAAUUGGUUGUUGAUAUAAAAUAAUAUAUUAUAAUAUUUAAUUUUUCUAAUCUUAUAUUGCUAAUGGAAUAUUAAUAUAUUUAUCAAUAUUUUGAACAAAUGAUCUUCUAAAUAAAUUUCACGUUCAUCAAAAAUAUAUGCUUAAUUCAAAAUAAGUUCAAUUCAACUGAACUUCAUUUUUGUUCAUAAUUUUUGAACUAGUUUAUUCCGAGGUCUGCAGUGUUGUAAGUUAUAAUUUUAAAGAAAUAAAAAAUAAAAAAUUAGACAGUAAGUUGGAUACUGAGUAUAGCUUGGGAAAACAAUAUGUUAUCCACUGGGUCCUGAGUAUUGAUUGAGAAAUAAUUUACACGCAUAAUGAUUAACUGAAACAUCUCAAAUAAUGUAUUUGUCUAAUUUUUUUUUUUUUUAUAGUUAUUAACACUGAAUGAAAUUGAUAAUGAUAAUAUUGAAGAAAAUGUAAAAGAAGUUUUUAAGACUAAAUUUGCAAUAUUAACACAUGAAAUAGCUAUUAGUAUUAUUAAUAGGUAUUUGAUUUUUAUCUUACUUUUAGUUUGUUUAGUUUUUAUAAAAGAAAUUUAUCUAAAUAUUUAGAUAACACUUAAAUUUGUGUAACUGACAAAACUAGAUUACUAUGGGAUUGUGUGGUAAUUUGGAGAUUUCAAAAUACAUAAUGUUUAAAUGUCAAUAAAUGUCUACAGUUCAAUUAAAAGGGCGUUAUAUCUACAUUUGCUGUUUCCGUCUUAUAAACGUAAAUUAUCAUUUAACAGGGACAACUUUGUACUGUGAGUUUUAAUAUUAGAAUGAAAUGAUCUAUAGUUAUUAAAUCUAAAGAUGAGAAUAUUAUCUGUGGAAUGUUGGUGUUAUUUGUUUUUUAUGACUAUUUUACAUUUUGGGAAUAAAAAAAAGUCACAGAGUGUAAAAUUUCCAGUCAAUGCAGCACUCUCUUCGCCUCAACUUUUGGUCCGGUGUCAGAAGCUUUGGGACAAUUUUCGCACACAAUUUUUUCAGUUCUAAAUUUUCCGUCAAAAUUAUGUACACGAAUGAUUUUCCGAUAUUCAGCAUAUCAGCCAACAUCCAGACAGUCAUUCUUCGAUCGGAAAGCACAAGAGACUGCACACGUUCGAUGUUAUGGUCGUCACAAGUGGUUAAAGGACGUCCUGGCCUCAUAUCGUCUUUGCAGUCUUCACGGCCCUCUAGGAAAUCCUUAAUCCACUUAAAAAGAGCGGUUUUCUUCAAAGCAUUAUCUCCAUAAACAGUACUUAACAUUCCAUGAAUUUGUACCGAGGUUUUUCCAAAUUUCACCAAAAUUUGAUGAUCACUCUUUGUUCAGUUAAUUCGUCCAUUUCCAUUUCGACAAAAGAAAAAAACUAAACACUAAAACUACACGUGUGCUGUUUGUAGAAUGAUGUCUCGACGAUCGGCCGGUAACUGUCGCAUUAUCAGUAGUUGUAAAGUAUGCCCAGAAUAGUACGAUGCCGUACUUAGACCCACCGACUGCUGUAGAUAAUCAGUUCGCGUAUUUAUCGGACAUACUACAUGUAUCUAGUACCACGGAAAGGCUUGUGCCUUCUAGACGCAGGUUAACCACCCUACCUAGGAAACUGUCGGACAACAGACAUUGGUAAAAUACUUUUAAAAAGUAUUAAGAAUAUAUAUUCGAAUACUAUCUAAAAAUGUAAAGUUAAAUUCAGAUGAUAGGAAACUAGAUAUUAUAUAAUGAUAGUUAACAUAAUUAUGUUUAUGUAGUAUAUUAUGUUGUGCAAUAAGAAGUUCUGGGUUUUUCUACGAAUGAUUCUAAAAUUGUUCUGAAGUUAAGCUAUGCAGCUAAGUUACGUUCUCAAGAUUGUCUAGGUGUAUUUCAGUACCUAUAUUUUAUCAAACAUUCAGUACCUACCUUCAUGCAUAAUAUAAUGUUUAGUCACGUCAUUGGAACAAGUCGUGUGAACGUGGCUUUAUAUUGUUAAUAUAUAGAACUGUUCACAGGAUUGAUUACGUCCAAUUCCGCAGCUCUGCAAUGAGAAAAAAACAAUUUCAAAAUAACUCAAAAUAGUCGACAUUUCUAUUUAACAAAUUUUGUUUGUUAACGAUUUGCGCUGUCAAAUAACACUAUUAUAAUAUGCAAUUGUUUCACAAUUUUCCUGUAAAAUAUAUUGUAAAAUGAGUGACAAAAAGUAUUUUUUUUAAGGAAUAAAAUACUUUCUAAAAAUAUUCAGAAUACAGUAUUGAAUAUUGGCGCAGCCACUGUUAUAGAUAAUUUAAUGAAUACCUAUAUGCAACAAUAAACCAUUUCUAACGAAAAAACGAUUUUGAGAGGAGUUCAGUUGAUAGAGAUGCUUUGUCAACAAUAUAUAUGUAAAAUAAUUAAAUAGACUUUAUUUAUUUCUUUGAUAAUAUUUGUUUAAUGUUGUACCGAUUUUCCCAAUUUGUCUACAUUUUUCCCGAUUUCUCACAUUUGCUGGGAAAACUCCUGUGAAAAUCAAAAAAUGACAUCUUUAAAGUACCUCUUUAGUAAAAUUUCUUUUUAAAAACAUUGUUAUAUUUGAGUAAUAUAUUUCAUAAAUUUUCGUGUUUUUUUAAAUUUUAUAAGAAAACUUUUGAGAAAAUCGAAAAAUUGCAUCCUUUAGUACCUCCCCACAUCAAUUUUCUUUCAGUAAACGUGCUACACUCCGAGCAAGUCUUCUGGUAAAAAAUUUGUUAACAAAUAGAAAAAAAAAAGCAUCAUUGUAAAAUCAUAAGCUUCUUCGCUCCAUUGAAAAUCUAAAAUACAGUAAUAGUUUUAUUAAAACUUACUACUUUGUUCUAAUUUUAGUACUAAACUAAUUUUAUUAUGUAUACAAUAUUUGGUUACAUAAAACAAUACAUAAAUUAUUUUAAAUUGAUAAUAUAUAUUUUAUAAUUAACUCAGAGCCGGCCCUAGUGAAUUUUUAUACGUAGGCAAAACUUAAUUUUGCACCCCUGUAAUUUAAUCAUUUUUCUUCCAAAUAAAUAGUCUACAAGUUUUUGUUUUUUUGUUUUGAACUUAAGUAAAACUUGUAUAGUGUACAUACUACAUAAUAAUAUAUAGGUUAGAUUUAUUGACAUUUAUUUUUAAAAUAAAUUCAAAAUUGGAUUUUUGAAUAGUGGUUUUAAUUAAUUAAUUAUUGUUUAUUAUCAAAAUAUUUAAAACAUUUGUAUUUUGUAUUAUAAUUAGAAUAAUAAUUAUAAUAUAAUUUCUAUUCCUAUAAAAAAAAACAUAUUUGUUAAAAUAAUAAUCAUAUUUAAAAUAUUUAAAAUAAAAUGUUUAUAAUUUAACCUUAAUUUAAAAAAUUUAAUUUUCUUGCUUUUAAAGAUUUAAAAUUUUGACGAGAUCAUCAAUGUCUAAUUUUUUAGCGAUUUCAUGUUCAACAACAUUGAUGUCAGAACUUAAUGAAUCAAAAAAAUAAAUAUUUAUAUAUAUUAUAAAUAUAAUAUCAUUAAAAUUUGUAUAUCUUCUGUUUAUCUCCAAAAUACCCAUUAAAUCUGAAGUUAACUUGCAAAAGAUUUAGUAUUACCUAGUUAAAUGUUAAUUUUAAUUAUGUAGUUUCUUAUUUUUUUGGGGUUUUGUAGGUAUUGUUUUUUUUUGCCACAAGAUCGUUUUACCAAUUUGACUCCAGAAUGGUAUGUCGCUGAAAAUGAUAGUAAUUGUAAAAAAUACAAACUCAAACUACCAAUUAACGGUGCCAUUCAAACUACUAUUGAAGUAUUAGCAUACAUUUAUUUUAUUUUUUGAGUAUUAAGAUAUGUCAUAACCUGCAUAUAUACUGUCUCAGUCUAACAAGCAGACAAAAUAUCAAAUAGAAUUUGAUAGACCCAGCAAUAUCAAGAACUGUGACCCUUGACUUUUGCUUUGUCUUUUUACUAUGGUAUCACCCAUGCCUGAUUGCAGUGCUGACACUAUUAAUUGUUUGAAUAUUAUUGCCCACUUCCACUAAGAGGUAUUCAGCAUUGGUAAUACUCAUGUUUAAUGCUUUCAGCAACCUUAUAGGAUCUGAAAAUAACAAGGUUCCUACCUUAAUCAUGAUAGCUGGUAUUUCAUUAGUUUAGGCUUUGUAUAAAAAUACGCUACAGCUUGUAUAUCAUCCACCUUAUUAAUAAUAUAUAAUAAUAAUAAUAAUAAUAUUAAUAUUAAUACCUUAGAAUUUCUUGUCUUCUCUACAUUUGUCAAAUCUGUGGGUGACCUGUAUUUUCGGAAAUUCCAUAUAUAAUUUAACUGUUUGUUUUUCUUUCUUAAGACUUUAUUUUUAAUUUUGCUUCAUCCAAUGAAGUCAGCACUCUGAUAUUAGUUUUCAUGAUCUCAUUAUGCAGAUCCUUUGAAUCAUUAUCAAAUAAAGACGGGCCCUGUUCCUUCUUAAUGUUGUCAUUACCUUAUCAAUGAAUGCUUGACCAUUUAAUUAGACUGUGACAGUAAAUGUUGAUAUUGCGUCUUUCAUACUACUAAAACAAACUUAUUAUUCAUUUAUUUUUAUAAUUAAUGCAUUAUUUGUGUACUUUAAUUUUGAAUUCUUUUUUUUUUUGCGAAGGGAUCAUUUUGUAAAAGUAAAAAAAAUGCUAAAAAAAGUGCAGCAUUUAAUGCAUGUGUUGAAUUGUAUCAAUGUGGAGCAUUAGAUGAUCACUUGUUACCUAUAAAAGUUAAUAAUGAACCUAUAUUUAAAGAUGUAAAUUGGUUUCCACAUUGGGACGAAAAAGAUAUUGAAGCGGCCUCAUAUAAUUUAAAACCAGGAACUAAUAAAAUGAAAAGAAUGGUUAAUAUUAAAGUAAGUUAUUACACUCUCUUAUUGUCUAUGUAGUAUAACAAUUNCAUAUUUACAUGUAAUCCAUUGCACUCCUACAUAUGACCAUUUGAGUGAUAUAAAAUAUGAAACAUUUGAUAAACUAUUAAGAUCAAAUAAAGAAUUUGGAAUUUUAACAUCAGCAAAAUUACCACAUGUAAGUUAAUCGAUCAGAUAUUUUUAUUUGUAUGUUAAUGAAUCAUAACUAAAUAAUUUAAAAUUGUUGGUGACGUUUUCUGAUAUUAUCUAUUUAGUUCAAAUCAAUGUAGUUUUAGACCGUUAGUCUACCAAAACUAAUCUACUAUGCUUUUACUUUGAUAUACUUAAACCUGUUGUAAAAGGUCUUCAAGUUAAUGUCAUUUUUACUGACUUUCAUAAAGCGUUUGAUUCAGUAAACCAUCAGAUUCUUAUUAAUAAGUUAAAGCUAAUUGGCUUUUUUGGCCACUUAUUAAAUUGGUUUAAAUCUUAUUUAAUUGAUCGUCAUCAGCAAAUAAUAAUGAAUGGUUAUUUAUCUAAUUAUAAAGUAUUAUCCAGUAUCCCACAAGGACAUUUAUCUCUGUUGCUGUUUUAAUUUUUUUAUUUGUUAUUGGUUCAUGUUUUAAUUCUUGUCAAUUUAAGCUAUUUGCUGACAACCUUAAACUCUAUUAUACUAUUAUUGGUGAAAAUGAUUGCUUUACUCUUCAAAAAGAUCUUAACAGACUUCAAGAUUGGUGUAUUGAAAAUAAAAUAAAUUUCAACUAUACAAUUAGUAAUAUUCUACUACCCUAUGUUACCAUGAUCAAUGAUCUUAAAAUUACAUUUCAAUCUGGCCUCUUAUUUUUUACUCACAUUGACUAAAUAUGUUUAAAAGCCAUAAAAAAACUAGGAUUCUUAAUUAGAUCUACUUUAUCUUUUACUGAUAUUUAUUGUUUAAAUACCCAUAUACUGUUCUCAAGUUUGCUCUAUAUUAAAAUACGGGUCUAUUGUAUGGUUUCCAUUCUCGUCUUGUCAUAUUAAUAAAAUUGAAAGGGUACAAAGAUUUUUCAUUGGUUUUAAAUUAAAGUACCAUACAACACAAAAAUCAUUUUUUUUUUUUUAUAUUACGUAUUAUUAUUAUUACAAAUUUGUAAAUACAAAAAAUGUAAACAAAAAUUUUCAUCGAUGAUUCGUUUUGUAGUUAGUUUUAAAAUUUACGCGUGACGUCAUAAGAUCCAACUCUACAGCGCGCGGUGCGGCGGCUGUGUACGUAUGUUAUUAUCGGGAAAAACAGAUGCAUUAUCGGUUAUUUUUUAAACGACUGUUAUUAUUUUAUUAUCAGUAAAAAUAAUUGUAUCUGUAUCUAGCAUAGAGUAAUACUCUGCCAUAGAGUGUUACUUUUGAGAAUUUGUCACCAAACAUUAUUCCAACUGUAUCUUUUAUUACUGGCAAUACUAAAUUCUCUCCGAUAGUAUGUGGUUUGCCAGCUUUUGCGAUUCGUAAACUUAUCAGGUACGAAGCAUGCAUAGCUUUUUCAUUGACCUUGGUGAACUGUGUAAUUUUUGUUUUGGACGUGUUCAGUUCUUUCAACUUUGUUUCGAAAUAAGAGAGUGGUUGAUCUAUCAGGUUAGGAUGCUUAGUCUCAAUAUUCAGACGUAAUUUAUUCGGACGCAUACUCUCGUUUGCAAGUACUUUAAAAUAAAUUACACACUGUGGUCGUUGUUUAUCAUUAUCUUCUUUCCAAGAAAAACCAAUUUCUAGGUACUCUGAAUCAUACUUUCUUGUCUUUUUUUUCGUUUUAAAACUGAAGUUGAAGGUUCGUUUUCAUGAGUUUCAAUUUUUCGCUUAUUUACCAACUAUUUAUCCAUCAUACAAUUUUUGUAAAUAAUCUGUCUCAGAAAUAGCGCGCACAAUCACACCAAGUAAUCGAUCGCACCAAAACGAACGCACGCGAUACAACACACUAAUACACGUGCACGACACAUUAACUAAAAUUACAAGUCGGCGAUGAUACAGCGUAACGACUAACUGAAAUUUUACAGACAACUAGUUGCUGAGUACCGACUUUAUUAUCAUAUUUAAUCGAAAUAUUUUUGCGAUAACGGCGUACCAAAAAUACCCAUCGUAAUAAUUCCAAUAAUAAUUCUUAUAUUACUUUAUACUUCUAUUAUAGUUCUAUAGUCUUUACAAUUUAAAAAACAUAAAUUUCUUACAAUCUAUAUAAUUAAAAAAAUUCGCGAUCCGCAGUUUUAGAAACGCUGCUCUUUGGCAUGAAUUAAGAUUAUAGUUAUCUUUAGAGUUGAACGAGUAUCGUUUUUGAAUGUCGAGUCGAGUUUCAAUUAUUUCGAGUCGAGUCGAGCUCAAAUGUCGAGUAUUUGAAAAAAUUCGAGUACUAAAUCUUUCAUAAAAAUCUUGCCCUAACAAUUAUAAACACAACAAAAAAAACAGCCACAUCGGCCAUUCUCAAGCGAUGAUCUUUCAUAUACAUGCUGCAAGUAAUUUUUAUACUACCAUAUUAGUUUAUUAUUUAUUAUUUACUAUUUAGUAGGUUAUAGCUAAUAGGUAUAGAAAAAAAUGCAAUAAUUAUUUAAAUUAAACAAGAAUUGCCUUUAUUUAUUAAUUAAUUAUCUAAUAUCUUUAUCAUCAUAAACUAGUAACUACAAAGUAAAAAAUAUUUAAAAGUUUAAGCAUAGACUACAUAAAAAAAUAAAUACUUAAGUCAAGUCACUCAAGUACCUAUAACAAAAUAAAAAUUAAACCCNAAAUAGUAAAUACUAAAUACAAAUGAAAAAAAUUAGGUUAACAUAUUGAAAAACUUAUUACUACUGAGUACUAACUAAAAAUAACAGUCCAUUGUUAUUAAAUUAAACCUCACUGGAUAGUGGAUUCUUAUCGGACAUAUUUGGGUAUUGGGUUAUUUCAGUUAUUUAUAGUUUUAACUUUUAACAUUUAUUUUCCAAUAAAAUAGUGAAACGAGUACUCGUUGAAGUCGUCGAGUACUCGUAUGUAUGAGUACAAAAAAAAAUUGUGUCGAGUCGAGUCGAGUACUCGAACUCGACUCGAAAAUUUUUCCAAUUUCGAAUACUCGCCCAACUCUAGUUAUCUUUGUAUGUGAUGGUCGUGAUAUCCAGUGAGUAAUACCUAAUUAAUAUUUUUUUAUUUUAAUUGCUAGGUUCAUUGUAUGUCUUUUGCUAUAACAAAUGUAUGCGUAAAAUUAAACAUACAUUUUUUUGUUAAUAAGUUUUAAAUUUUCAUACAAUUUUAGAUUGUUAAAAUGACGUUGUGCUUUGUUAUAUUGAAACUGUAAUGAAAGAAGUAAAAAGCAGUCUUCAUCUGGAGUUAAUUGUCAUGUGUUUCCAUGUCAAUCAAAAUCACUUACUAGGUUUCGAAGUUUGAUCAAUUAUUGUAAACAAAAAAACUUUAACCCUGGUAAUGGCGCGAGAAUUUGUUCAAAGCAUUUUAAGUCUGAAGACUAUAACUAGUCAGAUUUAUUAACAAAACAAUUAAUGCCUAAUAUAAAAGUCAAAGUAAAACUUAAUGCGGUUCCUUAAAAUAUUCCCUCUACUUGAAAUUCAUCAAAUUUAUCUGAACGAGAAAAAAGGCAGGUCAAAAAAAAAAACUAAUUAUAUUUUCUUUAAUGACAAGUACACCAAAAAAUUCAAAGCCCUCAUUUAGAUCUUUUGAAAAUAAUGAAUGUGAAUCGAGUGAUGUUGAUGAUGUAGAAGACGGUAAUUUAGUGGAGAUUACAAAUGAAUCAUUUGUGACUGGUAACCAAAACGAGAUCGGUAUACAAUGUGAAUUAGGUAGUGAAGUAUUAAAACGUCACCAUGAUUUAUCAUAAAUUUAUCUUUUGAUGUGAUUUUAACUUCGGAAGAUGAAAGUUUUGAAAUUUAUGAUGAGGUCAUCGAAAUAAAUCAAACUGGAAAAAAUUUCACGAAUAAAUGUAAAUCUAAAGAAAUAGAAAAUGAUCCGUGUUACAUUGUUUUCUGAGAGCGUGUCGAUUUUAUUUAUACGUUGUUAUUACUGUAAUGCUUAAAUGGAAAAUAUUAAUAAUUAUACCAAUGUAGCAAUGUUAGUUGUACAAACUGUAUGUGAAAAUGAGCAUAUUUUAAAAUAGACAUCUCAACCAUCUGGUAAACGACUUGUAGGAAAUAUUUUAAUGGAAGCUGCUUUUACGUUAUUCGGUAUAUUAUUUAAUCAAAUGAAAACUUUUUGUUCGUCUUUAAAAUUUGCAUUUUUUUCAAAAACAGUUUAUGAUAAAAUCAUUACAGCACCUGUAGUUAAACUAAUUUGGGAUCGACAUAGACAAAAUAAUAUAAACGAACUAAAAAUGGGUAGAAGUAUUUGGUUAGCCAAAGCUGGGACUCCCCGGUUUUUGUGCCAAGUAAUUCACGUACUCAGUCAUGCAUGUUCAAAGAUCCAAAGUAAUAGAUUUUAAAAUUACUCAAAAAGGUAUGGUUUAGGAUGACUUAAAAAAAUGCCUAUGAAUCGCUACUUCAAGAACUUGAAGAAAAAGACGAAUGUAACAUUAAUGUAUUUUUGACAAAUUGAUAUAAGAGAAUUCGUUGUUAUAUUCGAACACCUAUAUUCGGACAUCGAACAAAGGAAUGUAUAUUCGAUCAAUAAUUGCUAUUUUAGAUCAUAACAAUAAUACCGACAAAAAAAUAAUUGGAGAUAAAAUGGUUUAUUCCAAAACAAUAAAAAAUACUUAUGAAAACACUGAAGGAAAUUGAAGAAUAGACAUUAUAAAUAAAGUGCAUUUGAUGGAGAUAGAAGGCCCUUCGAGGCCACUGAAACUACCAGGAAGAAAUUGAAUACCAAAAACUAUUGUACAGACACCAAAGCCAGAUAUUGAAAAAUUAAAAUCAAAAAAGUAUUCUAGGUUUAAGUAGUGUAAAUUAUUACAUAAUGUACAAAGAUUAUAUAGUUAAAUAAUGUUUUCAAAUAUUCGAAAAUAUAUUUCUAUGUUUUUUAUUACUUGAUUAGUAACAGACACGUGUAUAGAUACGUCGCUGCCGUGAGUAGGAUUUUAUGAUGUCACACGUGAAUUUAAAAACGCCGUAACUCGAAAACUAUUUAACGUAAAAAAAUAUUAUUAGUGUCAUUUUUUUGUUUAGAUUUUUUGUGAUUUUUAAAGAAAAGUCUAAUUUGAGAGUAUAAUCCUUUAAUAUCAAAUAAUGAAAACUACUUUAGUAGUUAUACAUUAUAGUUAGUAUAAAUGAUUUUCAAAAAGAUUCUUAAUUUUAAUCUGUUAUCUACUCGUCGUACAAAAGCUGAUACAUCCUUCCUCACUAAAUUAAUUAAUGGAAAAAUUAUUUGUUCACCUCUUUUGGAACGUAUUUCUUUAAAUGUUCCUCAAUAUUACUCAUGAUCAUGUUUUACUUUCUAUACCAAAAUCAAUCCUACUAAUUAUGGGUAUAAUAAUCCCUUUGAAAGAAUAUUGAGGCUGGGAAAUAAAUCUGGAUUUGACUACUUUAAUCUUUAAGUUUUUAUUAAAUAUUUUGAGUUAACUGGAUAUUUAAUUUUUAUAUGUAUAAUAUUUUUAAUUACAUUUAGCUAAUGUUAUUUUUUUUAUUUAAUGCUGUUAUAGUCUAUGUUACUUGUUAAUUUUUACUUAUUAUGUUAUUAUUUUGAUGUAUAUUAUUCUCUACUUAAAUCAACUUUGGCGUUUAUUUAAAGAAAUAAGUAAAUACAUAAAUAGUUAGAUUAUUAGUUUAAUCAUAUUUCUAGAAAGAUUAUCUGUAAAAAUGAAAAAUGUAGUGAACACAAAAACUAAAUAGAAACUUAAUGAUAGUAAAUUGUGAUAAUCAACCAUAAAUUAAAUGUGGUAUAAUUUUUGACAGAAUUAAUUUUGAAAACUUUUUUUUUCUUCUUUAAUAUUCAUAUAUUGUUUGUAUUGUGUUAGUUCAUGAUUAUUUAUUUUGUGAAAUUUAAUCAUGAAAGUGAAAUAUUAAUAUAUAUAUAUAUAUUACGUUUUAGUCUCAAUUGUCCCAUGUGUAAUUUUUAUGAGUUUGUUAAUAAAUAAAUUAUGCCAGUGUAAUCAAUUAAUAAUUUUAUAAACAUUAUAACCUACAAUCUUCUACUAAAAUCUAGUUUGGGAUUAGAGUUUAAUGGUAAAAUACAUAUACUUAAUAUAUUAUAGUUAAAGUGGUUAAUUACUACCUUUUUUUUUACAGGUAUCAAACUUUCCUAUUUUUUUAGAUUUUGGUGAUGUUAAUAUUCAAAUAAAGGUAAAUGUUGAUGAAAUAUUUCUUGACAGUGAAGAACAAGAAAAAAUAGAACAUUUCCAUAAUAAAUUGUUUGUGGAUGUACUGGGUGUGAAAGAUUUUAUUUGUAGAUGUUACAGUAAUGAGGAUAAUGCAUACUUAAUUGUGCCUAUUUAUUCUAACGGUUUGAUAUAUUUUUUAUGUUUGUACAUAUGUGUUCUGUUUUUUUAUAUUUAAAUUAUUUAAGGUGGCAAAUUUAAUUUGGAUUGGAGUGUCAUGAAUAUUCAUGAAUUUGUUGAACUAGAAUUUCCUACAAUCGAACAAAGAGAAUCUAAAUUUUAUGAAGAAUAUCUAAAAACACCUCAUGUUAUUUCACCAUGGUACAGAAAUAUUGAACCAAUUCAAGUAAUAAUACAAAUUAGUUUAAUACAUUAAAAACAAAUUCAUUACGGUUGGUUUAUUUUAAUUGAAUUGAUUGUUAAUUUUUAAAUUUCAAUAGUCACAUUACUUAUUAAUGUUUUUGGUGCAAUAAUUGUUUAUAAAAUAAAUUUGCCGUAUGAAAAUAUUAAAUGAUUAUUUUAGGGGGGANUUAGAGAUACGUUGUCACUGAUGUUCAUUAUGAUAUGACACCUGAAAGUGCUUUCCCAACUAAUGAGUUUGAUACAUAUGAAUCAUACUUCCUUGAUAAAUAUAGCAUCAAUGUGAUGAAUAAAACACAGCCGAUGAUAAAAGUAAAAUCAUUGAGAGUGUCAAAAAUAAAUUAUUUAACUCCUAAGUAAUUAUAUUAUAUUAUUUAAUUUAAAGCAUAUAAUUUAUUUUCAAAACUUAUUUUAUAGAAUUUCCACUGGUAAAAUUGAUAAACGUAAUGAAUACAUUGAGAUACUUGUACCAGAAUUUUGUAUUUGGCAUAAGUUUCCAUCAGAUUAUUGGUUAAAAGCAUUAAUGUUACCAACUAUAUUAUUUCGAUUAAAUUCAUUAUUACUUGCAGAAAAUCUUCUAGUAAAAAUAAAUACUAUGUGCAAUAUUAUUGUAGAAAAAAAUGAUCAAGGUAAAUCAAAUUUAGUAGGUGAUUUGCUUUAUAGCAUAAGUGUUUAAUCUUUUGUUUCAUUUUUAGAGGAUAAGGUGGAGAUGGAUAGUUUUUGUGGAUUUAAUGAGGGUAAAAAGAAAGCUAUAAUUUUACCAAUUGGUGAAACUUUAAAAUCCAUAAGCAAUUUACACGAUACUAUUGGUACUACUUGGAACUCAAAAUGUAUGCCCUUUGAUAUAGAUAGACAAAUAAAUACUACAAUGCUUGAUGUUUUAAAUUACCAUACAUUUAUGAAUGAUAUGAAAGAACCCAAAACUAGGGAAAAUACAGUGAGUAAAAAUAUAAAAUUGUACGCAAUUUAGUUAUGUUGUAUUAAUUUAAUAGUUUAAUGUAAAAAUUUUUAAAGUAUGGACAUUUAUUUAAAUUAAAAUAAUGUUUAUCUUGAUUUAGUUAUUUUUUAUAUAUUUAUUUAUUUUCAAAAACUAAUUAUGUUUCAAAGUUCCCAUUAAUUAAACUAAUUUUAAAAAGCACCAUUACGUGUUAAAAAAAUCAAAAAUGUUACAAAAUUAUUUUUGCAUUAAAUAAGUGAUGGGUAAAUUAAAACUUAUACGUAUAAAUUAUAAUAUUUUUUUUUUUUAUUGAGAAAAUAUUGUUAUUUGUGAAUUAAUGUAUCAUAAAAUACAAAAUGACAAAAUAACAUAAAUUAUCAUUUUACACUUUAUUUUUUAAAAUUUAUAACUAAAAAAAUUGCUUUUAGCAGACCUUGAGUCACUUGAAUCUAUAAUUUUAUUUCUAAAGAAAAUGUGGAAUUUGGGAUCUUUCUCUGUUAUAAAGGUUUGAAAAUUGAAAACCUUAAAAGACUCAUCAUUGUCAUUACAGUUAUGUUAUUCAAAAUGACAUCCCCGCUGCUUUAUUUAAGAGGCAAAUAAGUUACAAAGAGUGUCUAAGAGAAGUGCAAAGGACAAAUACGAUAAUAUAUUUAUAUAUAUAUUUCAUGUUACAGUAAAAUUUUCCCUUGCUUAUAUUUUGGCAGUGAAUUAAGGAUCCGUUGUGUACUAACAUAAUAAAUGCGAUAGUAAUUUAAGUAGAAACUCGUAUCAGGUUUGUCACUUGAGGUCAUCAACAGCGGACCACAGCCCCUUAAAAAUUACGAAGUUCGAUUACUGGCAACACUUAGCAGAUAUGCAGAUCGGCACAGGAUUUCUUACAGACGGGAGAGACUUUAUCAGUGAUGUCCUCCUGAGACACAAAUUCUUGGUGAAGCAACGAGCCUUGUCUACGGUGGGUGCCUAAUUCAAUUAGUAAGAGAGACGGGUAUUGAUUAGUUCGACGAAUCUGCUACCAAAGGAUACCCAUGAAAUAGUCCAAUAUGAUGCUAGGUUGCUUAUAGGGAAGUAUGGCAAGCAGGUUAAACAGGCCAUUAUAGAGCAUCGGAAUCGUCUUAAGGAUACGGAACUGCCUCUGAAUAUGCGUAUUCUCGAUAGAAGAACAAGUUAAUUACGAGAAUGAUGCGGGGCAUGAAGAAACAAGAGUUUAUGAAAUUAAAUAUAUCUCCAUGGGUGGCACCCGUGGUGUGGUUUGAAAAAACCCAAAAGAACUAUGUAUUGGAAGCAUAGAUUAACGAUUAAAACUUCUUCACGAUGCUUGAAAAUCAAGUUAAGAAAUUGUAUCGAACAAGAACAAACAGAUUUCCAAGAUUGUCCCAGAAGAUGUGUUUAUUGUUUAACAAAAGAGAAUCGUAAGACUAACACUCUUUUUGAAUCAUUUUGAAUAUUUGUAUAGAUAUAUUUAAGUGAAUCAGGAAAAAUAUAUUGAUUGAUAUAUUGAUGUACACAAUUUAGAAAAUAUGUUUUUAAUUAUCUGGUUCAACUAAUAUUUUGUUAUAAAUAAAAAGAAUAUAGAAUUCACUAAAAUAGAAUCCUUCAACACAUUGAAUUCUUAUUAUUUACUUUAUUUUUGUGUUUAUGAUACAUUAAUUUGAAGUUUUUUUAUUAUUAUGACACCUUCAAAAUAGCAAAAUUGGUGACAUCAUUUUAGGGGUAAAAGUUUUAAAUCUAUACUUAAAAUAUAAAUUUAAUAACAUAAUAAUUUUCGCGAAAUUCUAUUAUAAAAUUGUGUGAUACUAUUUUUGACCAAUUUUAGGAAAAAAACAAAUUCCUACUUUUAUUUUAUGAACUUAAUACUAAUAUCACGAAUGUGGGUUUAUUUUAUUCCCAUUGUAAAAAUAAUUUAUUAUAAGAUUUAUAAUAGUUAAUUUUGUUUAAAAAUAUAAUUUAGAUUCAGAGCAUAGUUACAGGGGCUAGUCAGGGGGCUAUGUAAAGUUAGCCUCCUAAAUAGUUUUAAAUUAUUACUUUUUAAUAACUUGUUUGGAAAAUCUAAAAAUUAAUUUGCAAAAUAUUGACAAACUUAAAAUUGAUCUGACAUUAUGGGGGGUAAUUUCACAAAAAUGUAAUAUUCUUAUAUUAUAAAGCUUUUAUAUUACAAAUAUUUAAUUAAUUGUAUAUAUUUUUUAUUUUAGAUUGAAAUAGAUACAAUACUAACAAAUGUAUUAAGUGAAUUAAACAUUUUAAGAUUUUCUGAUAGCUUGCCACCUGUAUUGGAGCCAUUACUAAAAAAACUCUCAGAUAUAAAAACGAGACCUACUCAAAGUGACAUUUUAAAAGUAAUUAAAGUUAUUUUUUUCAAAUUUAAAUGCAUAUAAUAAAAUAUAUAUAUACUAGAAGUUUACAAAUCGCAAGUUUUUGUAAAGUUUCAAUGUAGUUUAAUAAGUCACUUACUUUUUCUAAAUCACAUCUUGUAAAAAUGAAAUAGUAAUUACUAGGACAGAAGACUUUUAGCAUUUAAAUAUUUAUUUUGUGUAUUCAUAAAAAAUGUUUGUUAAAACAAAUUUAUUUCACGAUACCACAAAGCUAAAAAUAUAGUUUAUAUGUUUGGGCAAAUUUUGAUCUUUUUGAUUUUUGAAGUGUUUGUAGUUUUAUUAUGAGUUUUUAGGUCAUUUUUUUUAAGGUUUCGUAAAAAUAACAUUUAUCAAAACAAUAAUCAUUAAUUUUUUUAUUAAAAAUUUGAUAUUUGAGUGUUAGAAAAAGAAAUGUCAAAUUAAAUAUAUUUAAAAAUCAACCAAUGUAUCUAGUGUACUAAUUUACUUAAUUUAUUUAAUAAAAAAUAAAAGUAAGACAAAAGUUUUUUUUUAUUAUUGGAUCAUGGUAUGGCAUAUUAUUAAUCAAGUAGGAAAAUGUUUUUUAAAUCGCUAUAUAAAAUGUGUAGAAUCUAUUUUUAGUGCAUAAUUAUUUGGAGUUCUCAAGUGUAUAAGUGUUUACAUAUUUUGUUUUUUUUUUUUAGAACUACAUGUCUUCUGCCCUAGUAAUAACUAACAAAUUUACUUAGUUAUCAGUUAUUAAACAAUGAUAAACAUAAUAUAAUAUGGAGAAUUAAAAACAUAAUCUAUUUUUAUUUAUAAUGUACUAUGAGUAGAAUUAGGAUUUGAGAAGGUAAACAAUUCAACUAGUUAUGUACAGUUUUAACUGUAUACAUUUUAAAGUUCAUUAAAUAUUAAAAAAUUUAUGGAAUAAUUAAAUGAUGGACUUCUUCUUGUUUUUCUUCUUUGCCUUCAUCAAAUUGGUCUAUACCGACCUAUUCUAUACUUACAUUUGACCAGAUCUCACAUUUUGCCUACAUCAGCUGUUUUCAUAUCACCCUCAAUUGCAAUCCAGUCAUCUUUUUUUUUUUAGUUUUUCUCCUACUAUUUUUUUGUGUAUUUAUUUUUAUUACAAUGCUUAUUUAUUUAUUCAGAUUCUUCUCUCCUCAUAACAUGCUCAAACUAUCUCAAUCUAUUUUAUCUCAUUUGAUCUAGCUAGUUGAAAGCUACCUCUUAUGUAUUCAUUGCUUAUCCUAUUUUCUCUUGUCACGUAAGCAUGUUAUUUAUGCUACAUUCAUUUUCUUUUCUAUUUUUUUGACAACUGCCAAAUACUCCUAACCAUAUGGUUAUUGUUCAUUAGCUUUCUAGUUCUGUUCCUUCAAACUCAUAAUCUGUUUAUUUCUACUUAUUCUUAGCUCCUUUCCUUCAAGUACUACUCUCCAUUUUUCAAGCCUAUUAUUAACUUAAUCCAGAUUUUCUCCUAUUGAAGCAAUAUCAUCUGUAAAAUAUUAUGUACUGUGAUACCUCCUCUUACUUGUUAUCCCUGCGCACAUUUAAAAUAUAUCAAAAUCUUGUUUAGAACUCUGCAUACUGUUUGACAGAAUUUUACUGACCUGACACAACUCCAUUUGUUGCCACUUAUAAUAGGUAGAGGUACCAUAUUCUGAUACCCUUCCACAUGGAGAAUUAAAGUGAUAUACAAAGUGUAUAAUAAAGCAUUUUAACAUUUUGAUCCUAAAAUUUUUAUUUAAUUUAAUAAUCAUAAAUAUUAAAUUUGUUUAUUUUAAUAAAUCAACUAAAUUUCAAAAUGAUUUGAGAAAUACUCUUGAAAUUAUGAUUAAACAAAAAAAGAAAAAGAUAACCCAUUAAAUCCCCUGUAUCCAAACAUUAUUUUUGUUGUCAUUUAUUAAAAUGUAUAGGUUUUGACAACAUCUUUGGCAAGAGACAUGUUUAACUAUGAGCGCAUGAAAACUUAUGGCAAUAGCUUUCUAAAAUUUGCUAUUUCAUUAGCAUUAUUUGAUGCAUUUCCAGCCAAAAAUGAAGGAUUUCUUACUGAUUUAAAAAUGAAAAUAGUUGGUAAUCGAAACUUAACUUAUGUUGGAAAGAAUAUAGAUAUUGGAUCCUAUUUAAAGGUAUUUAAACAGUUAAUAGAAGCUUCAAAAAAAAAAAUCAAAUGUAUUUUAAUAUUUAUUAUAUUGUAGGUUAAUGUUUUCAACCCAGUGGAUUGGAUACCCCCGUGUUUUUCUGUUUCUACAAAAAUAAAGGAAAUCAUUGAAAAAGAUAGUCUGAAAUCAAAUGUACUUCAACAAAUAUCCAUUCCAAGAGACGAAAAAUUUUCAGGUAAAUUUAAUCAAUAUUUUAAACUAUUUAAGAUAUUCUGAGUGUAAUGAAGAAGCUUAUGGUUUUACAAAGAUGUUUAUAUUUUUUUUUAAUCUUUGCACAACUUUUUUACUAGAAAUAUUGCUCCUACUUUUAAGUGGAGCACCUUUUCUGAAAGGUAAUAAGUGUGGGAAGCUUCUUUAAUAGGCCAUUUUUAAAUUUCCUCAAGAGUUUUCCCAAAAAAUGAGAAAAUCCGGGAAAAAACUUAGGAAAUCCGGAAAAACGUAAGAAAACCGGGAAAAUUGGUACAAUAUUAAACAGAUAUUAUUAAAGAAAAUUUAUAAAUUCUAUUUUAUUAUUUUACUAUAAUAUGACAUAUAUAUUGUCGAAAAAGCAUCACCAUCAACUGAACUCUGCUCUUAAUCGUUUUUCAUUAACAAUGGUUUAUUGUUGGCUCCCCAUAAUCCUAUAACGUCUUUUUAAUUUAAAAUACAAAAAUAAUAUUUAGUUUAUAAAAUGUAUUUUAUUAGUAUUCAGACAAACCAUAUUAAAAAAUAAAAAUAAAUUAGAUGAUAACAAUUGUUUUUAUAUGUAAUGUUUUAACUUUAAAUAUAUUUUUAUAUAUUAGGUAUUAAAUUUUAAAUUAAUUUAAGAACCAGUUAAGAAUCCAUAGUUUAUAAGUCCAACAUAGGGCGAAGUCACCUAUGACUAGUGUCCCUGCUAUGGACACUAAUUUUUAUUUUAUCCAUAAAUAGUGUAAUUUUUUAAUUUGAAAAUGGUUAUUUUUGUAUUCAGCUACAUUAAUUAAUUGAGUGGUUGAUAAUGUACAGAAAUAUUACUCCGAUUUAUAAUGACAGCACUUUUUUUAAAAAGAAAUCUGACCGAGAAGGUACUUUUGACAAGUCAUUUUUUGAUUUUCUCAGAAUAUUUGCCAAUAAUUAGGAAAGAACAUGGGAAAAUUAGGAAAACAGGAAAAUAGGUGUAAUAUUAAAAUAAAUAUUAUUAAAGAAAAUAUUUUAUGCAUAUGUAAUUAUUUUACCAUAAUAUGACCAGUGCAGUAAUAAGAUACAUUAAAUUUGUAUCUAGAUACAGAUACAAGUAUUUUAAAUUACAUUUAAUAAAAUAGAUACAUUUUUUAAUAAAUAUUUAAUUCAUUAAAAAUAUAUGAUUAUAAAAUUAUAAAAAACAAAUAAUGGGUACAUAAUUUAUAAUUUUAUGUCAGUUUUUGAAUAUCAUUUCAUUCUUAUAAAGUUAUAAGUUAUAAUACAUAAUAUAUAACAAAAUUAAAGUAUUGGUUUAUUAUUGGUAGGUAAAUAUAAAAUAAAUAAUGGGUAUUAUUCACUUGUUAAUAUACAAUAGUCAUACACUCAUUCAUAAUAAUUUAUAAUAAUAUAGAAAUCAAAAAAUAUUAAACAAUAAGUAAAUAUCACAAUAAAUUGUUGAUAUUUUUAUUUAAACAAAAUUAGAUUUUAAAAUUUUACAUUUUAUUUGUGUAUUUUGUUGAACCAAAAAAGUAAGAAUUCCAUCUUAAAAAGUAUCUUAGAAACUUUUGUUAAGAUAUACAAUAUUUUGUAUCUAAGAUUUAGAUACAGAUACAUAUUUUUAGAAAGUAUAAAUACAUGUAUUUAGAUAUAUUACAGCACUUAAUAUGACAUAUAUAUUAUUGACAAAGCAAUACUAUCUACUGAACUACACUCAUAUUCAUUUUUUCGUAAUCAGUGGUUAAUCAUUGCUUACAGAUGUACAUUAAAUUCCCGUCUGUAUUCUACUUUCCCAACUUCCCACCUACAACAGUAGCUACACCCGUCUUCAUUAUACUAGGACAGCUUUUUUAAUUUGAUAAGACAUAUGGUUAUUUUUGUAUUCGUCUACAUUAAUGAAUUUUAUGGUCGAUGUCAAUUAUGACAAAAACGUAGAUAGUGUAGGAUGGCCAUAAAAUGUGAAGAUGCAAUAGGUAUUAAAUUAUUAAUACUAAUUUUACAUUCCAUUAGAUUCUUGAGAUUUUGGAAUUCAAAUUAUAUAUUAUAUUACUUAACUUAUAAUGUAUUUAUAGUUUAGAUUUGUAUUCUUUUUCAAUUAUUGUAGAUACAUCAAAUAUUAAUUUUAAAAACUUCUAUGCCACCCUAUAAUGAUUAAUUUAAUAUAUUUUUUAGGAAAAUUGUCAGGGAACACUUGGAUUGACAUAGUAACUGUGAUCCUGAAGUGUGAAGAAAUAUUUGGUACACCAAUUUCUUAUAAUGAUGAUGGAAAUUCAGAUUUAGAUAAUUCACAAUCUGAUUUAUUUAUACACAAAAAAACAGUUUCAGAUAAAAUGGUAGCUCAUUGUGUAGAAUCACUAAUUGGAACUUAUGUAAAAGUAAGUUGGUUGAACAAAAAUAUACCUAAUACUGAAAAUAUAUUUUUUUUUAAAUUCGAAAUUUUAGAGCUGUGGAGUUGAAGUAGGCUUCAAGGUUCUUCAUGGUCUUGGUAUCUUACCAGAAAGAUGUUUUGACAAACCAAAAGAAAAACAAUCAAAUUAUAAAUUUCUAAAUUGUUCAACAAUUUUACCUGGAUAUGAAAUACUAGAAGGUCGAAUUGGUUAUUCAUUUAAGAAUAAGAGCUUAUUAUAUCAAGCUCUUACCCAUCCAUCUUACCAACUUGGAAUUACUGAAUGUUACCAAAGACUUAAAUUUCUUGGUGAUGCUAUACUAGGUUAGUUAAAGGUAUUUUGUUAAAAUAAUCAUUUCAUAAAAAAAUUAAAAUAGGUAAACACUCCAAUAUUAAAACUAACAAAACAAGAUCAUUUCUUCUGAACAAUGAGUGUUUUUUCGUUUACGACGUGCUUUGUAAAUUAUUUACCAUACGAGAGAUGACUUCGGUUGGCUCUGACAGCAUUCCUCAACAUUUUAUCUAUUAGAUUAUGCGAAUUAUCACUUUGUCACUAUAGUUGUUUUUUGACACUCCCUUGAUGAAGGUGUUUUCCCCGGAAUUUAUAAAAUCAACCACAUAACUUCAAUUUUCAAGUCUAGUAUUAUGCCAGACAUAAAGAACUACCAACCAAUAUCAAUUCUUUCUCAUUUGUCAAACGUGUUUGAAUCUCUAGUUUUGGAUAGUAUUAUGCCCUUUUCAAAUUCAAUCUUAAUCGAUGAGCACUAUCAUUUUCAUCAGGGACGUUCAAUUGAAACUUGUAAUAAUACAUUUUGUAAAUAUAUUUAUGAUCCAUUUAAAUAUGGAUCCCAUGUGGACGUUAUCUAUACAGAUUUUACUAAUACAUUCAACUCCUUGAACCAUGAAGCAUUUGUACCUGUAGUGGUAGUGCUUGGGUUCAGUUAUCCUCUAUUAGACUAGAUACGUUCCUAUAUUCUAAAUAAGCCUCAAUGAGUUAAGCUUUUCAGCUUCGUCUUGUAUAUUUAUAACCACGUCUGGAGUUCCACAAGGUAUAUAUUAAAUUACCUAUAACAGUGACUGUACCUGUCCUCAUUAUCCUAGGACAGUUUUUUUUUAGCAUUAAUUGUUUAAAUUAUUAUAGAAAUUUUAUAAUAUUUCAGAUUUCAUUAUUACAACAUAUAUAACUGAGCAUUGCAGUAAUAAAACUACUGAAGAAAUAACAGAUAUUAGAUCAUCACUAGUAAAUAACAUUACAUUUGCAUCAUUAAGUAUUCGCAUUGGGUUGCAUAGAUUUCUUCUGUCUAAUUCAAUAAAAUUAACUGAAGCAAUUGAUCGUUUUUAUGAAUAUCAACAAAGAAUUGACCAUAAAAUUAGCCAAGAAGUAAGACUAAAAUAAAUUAACUUUCAUACUGUCAUAUAGUUGAUUAUUAUUUAUUUCUUUAGGUUCUAUACCUUAUAGAAGAAAGAGAUUAUUGUGUUGCUGAAUCUAUUGAUGUACCAAAAGUAUUGGGAGACUUGUUUGAAUCACUAAUAGCUGCAAUUUAUUUAGAUUGUGGCCGAGAUUUAAAUUUUGUCUGGUCUAUUUGCUAUAAAUUUUUGGAACAUGAAAUUAGUAAGUUAAAAUAUAUGUGAUAAUAUUCAUGGUUUGAUAAUUUAUGUCAAAAAUAAUGCAUUUUAUAUAAAUCACGCAUUCAAAUUAUGCGUGAAUAUUUUAAUGUAAUAUCUCUUAAAAUUACUUUUUUAUACUACCUAUUUAUAUUUAGUUUACUACUUUAAUUUUGAAAACAUGUUGAUAAUAUAAUAUACCAAUUAGGAAAUUUAAAAAUAACAUUAUAAAUUGGUUAAUAAUUUUUUGAUUGCAGAGGAAUUUUCUACAAAUGUUCCCAAAAAUCCUAUAUGUGUUUUAAACCAAAUUAAAGUAUGGCCAAUUUUCAGGUUUGUACUAUUCUAAUAUAAAUUUCAAUUACUUACACAUAUACUAAAAUUGAUAAAUUUAAUAUGUAUUUAAAUACUGCAUUCACUAAAUUAGUUUUCGUAUUUCAUUAUCGGAAAAACCAUUUUUAAAACAUGAAUAUAUUUUACUAUACAAUAUAUUUAUAUUUUACAUAAGAGGUAAUUUAGGUGUGAAUUUGAUAGUGGACAAAAUGAGAGAAAAUAAAUAGAGACGGUUUGGACGUCAUAAGAAGAGACGAAUGGGAAAAGUAAGAAUUGUAAUGAAAAUGCGAUCAAAUCAAGUGGAAGUUUAGGACUAGGGUUGCUGAUCCCAAAUAGUUGAAAUGAAAUUAUGAAGACGAAGGAGAAGAACAAGAAAUUUAACAUUUUUUAAAUAAGAUAUAAUUUUCAGUUAUUAAAAGUAUCCUAAAAAUCCUUAGAACUUUAUUUAUGUAAUUAGUAGGGUACGGAUUAUAAUAUAAAUUGCAUUUUUUCUAAAUGUCGUAGGGCAAUGCUUUUCAUGCACACAAUUUGUUUUAUAUGUCGAAGAAUUAAAAUUUGAAAUUUUUAUUUUGCAUUUGUUUAUAACAUUUUAGUGCAUGCAUUUUUAAGUUUUAAAGUCAUUUUUUUUUCGUUUUACAAACUUCAUAGUUAUCAAAAUAUUUGAUAAAAUUUAUUUUGAUUUUCUUCUACUAUAUAACCAUAUAAUAAAGGUCAGUCUUACCACACUUUUGUAGAACUUAACUUUAAGUCUCAUUGGCCUAUUAUGAAUAAUUAUUCUAUAUAUUUAUAAUAAUGUUUCUUGCAACAUUUAUACCUAUUAAUAUUAGUAGUUUUUUAUUAUAACAUAUUUUAAAUAUCUAUCUUGAUAGGUACCUGUUUUAUUUGGCUAUUUGAAAGAUAAGUUUAUGAAUAAUACAUACAUAUUCAAAAAAAAUAGUUAUCUUUAUUUUAAUUUAAAAAUAUAUAUCCUAAUCUACUCUUAUCAACUCUUAAUAAUGUGUUAGUAUUAUAAUUAAAACUUUAUACAUUUAAGCUUUUGAGCGGACAUACAAAUAUAAUUGCUUAACUAUAAAAUGUAGGUACUUAUUAUUUAUUUUUCUGGUCUGUGAACAACUUUUCUAUCAGAAAUUUUAAAUUAAAUAAAUAAAAAAUUACAAGAGUAAUUUUCCCAAAAUAUGUAUAUUGUCAUUUUUUAAAUGUAGUAAAACAUUUUGAAUUUUUAAGCUAUUAAAAGAUAUUUGACCUUUUAAAUAUUUUUUUCAGUUUUUGUUUGAUUUUAUGUUUAAAAUUGUUUUGGGUGAACAAAAAUAUCUGAAAAUUCAACACGAGGUUAAUCAUAAAUUGCAUUUGGUGGUGAAAAAUAGAUUAAUAUUUUUUUUAUAACAAGUUUCAAUUUCAACAAUUAUAAAAAUUCUAAUAAUUAAGGCAUUUCAAAAUAUUUAUAACUGAACUUCGCUUAGAAUCGUAUUUUGUCAACAAGUUUUAAUUAUUAGAUAGAGAUAUAAAUUAAAUAAUUAUGUAUCUUAACUAUAUAACGUUUUUUAUUUUACUAAUAACCUUUUGAGAAAAUGGUUGCUAUGGUAAUUUUUAAAUGUUCUCAAUUUAUUAUUUAUAGAAUUACCCAAAUGUUUUUAUUGAUUAUAAAUACUAUACACUGUGUUUUAUUUAUUUUUCAAGUUUGUUAUUUUGUUUACAGUAAACCUCCUGCUUUAAAAAAAUCAAUGGAAAGAGGUAUGGAAACCAUGAUGCAGCUAGAUUUAACUGUAAAUAAUGAAAUCAUGACUAUUUAUGGAUUUGGCAACAAUAAAAAGGAAGCUAAAGUUGCUGCGGCCAAGAUGGCAUUAAAACAUUUGAAAAAAAUUAUGUAA
Messenger RNA from Cinara cedri, 35574 nucleotides. The record is from the annotation of a GenBank genome assembly. Lineage: Eukaryota; Metazoa; Arthropoda; Insecta; Hemiptera; Aphididae.